UUUUUAGCAAGAGUAGAUGGUGGUUAAAACACGCCCACUGCAGUUAAUUUGUUAAAAUAAUGAUUCAUUAUCUUGUUGAGUCAACUAAUCCCAUGUAAUAAUAUUAACAUCUUAUUCAGUAUGAGAAAAAAUUUUUUUCACCAGAUAUUUUUGAAUAAGUUUUAGUGAAGUGACAGUUCGAUUUCUCAGUUUGAUUAGUGGAGUAAAGUGACAGCGAUAACAUCGACAUCCACUGCUAGAUCCGAGCGAGACGACCGCACCUAUCAUUGUGCUUCGAUUUUGUGUAUAAUCGUUAUGAUAAACAUUUCAUAGAUAUUUUGAUAUAUUUAGUAACAUAUAAACAUGAAAUAUAGUCUAGAUUGCUUUCUCAUAUUGACAUUGUACAUUAGUUGGACAAUAGCUAGGGAAGUACCGUCACCACCAUAUAUCGUGAAGCAACCACCUACUGAUGAAGUAUUGUUUCAAGUUGAAACUAAUGGUGAAAAUGAUAAGCCAUUCUACAUUGAAUGUGAAGCUAUAGGGGAACCUGCUCCAAAAUACCACUGGAUUAAAAAUGGUAAACCAUUUCAAUGGCAAUCUUACGAUGAUAGAAUAUCACAGCAAACAGGACGAGGCACAUUAUCCAUUACCAAGCCAUCUGAUGUAGAUCUAGGUCAGUAUCAGUGCUUUGCAGAAAACCAGUAUGGUAUUGCUACUUCUAAUUCAGUAUACAUGCGCAAAGCAGAGCUCAACUCAUUCAAAGCCACUCAACCAUUGACUGUAACUGGUAACGAAGGUGAACCAUUUAACCUUACUUGCCAACCACCAGAUGGUUGGCCAAAACCGAUAGUUCACUGGAUUUUUUUAUACACUAACGGCGGUUUCAAAACUAUUAAUAGCUCUCGUAUGACACUAGAUCCAGAGGGAAACUUGUGGUUUUCUAAUUUAACAAAGGCUGAUGUUACUGAUACUUUUAUGUAUGCUUGUGCUGCAACUUCACCCACAAAGUAUGAAUAUAAAUAUGGCAACAGAGUAUUGCUCAAUGUAGUCUCUUCUGGAGUCUCAGCCUCACAAAAUAAACAUGAACCUGUUAAGCAAUAUGUUACUAGAAAAAAUGAAGUUGCUUACAGAGGAAAACGUGCUGAGCUAUUCUGUAUAUUUGGGGGAACACCACUACCACAAACGGUUUGGAAAAAAGGUGGAAGAUUGGUGCAGAGUUCAGAUCGAAUAACACAAGGAAAUUAUGGAAAAUCUUUAAUCAUAAAAGUUGUGGAUUUUGAUGAUGAAGGAACAUACACUUGUGAAGUCAGUAAUGGAGUUGGUGAUGCAAAAUCUUAUUCUAUUAAUUUAAAAGUAUUAGCUGUUCCAUAUUUCAAAAUAGAACCAGAGAAGGUUAAUGCUGCUGAAGAUGAAACUGUUGAGUUCAACUGUGUUGCUGGUGGAGUACCAGAACCUCGGAUCAAGUGGAUCCAUAAUGGAAAACCUAUUGAAGAAUCCGUUGCUAAUCCUAGACGGAAAGUAUUCGCCAAUAAAAUUAUAAUUGAAAGACUGCAAAAAAAUGAUACAGGAAAUUAUGGUUGUAAUGCUACUAACAGUUUAGGUUAUGUUUAUAAAGAUGUCUAUGUCAAUGUUUUGGCUUUAUCUCCAGAAAUCAUAGAAGCUCCUAGAGAUACUCAAGCAGUAGAUACUCAGAAUGUUACUUUAACUUGUAAAGUUCUGGGAGCUCCCAAGCCCAAUGUAAAAUGGAUUCAGAAUGGACGAGAACUUACAGGGGGUAAAUUUGCUGUUCAGCCAAAUGGGGACUUGGUUAUUGAUGAUGUUCAGUUUGAUGAUAGAGGUAACUAUACAUGUUAUGCUGAGAACAAGCUUGGAAAUACCACCGCCAGUGCCAGACUAGAUAUAAGAUCUCAUACAUAUAUAACGGAUGGUCCUGAGGAUUAUGAAGUAGAAGCAAGAACUCCAGCCACAUUUAGAUGUAAUGCUGUAGCUGAUGAGUCUCUUAACUUAGAUAUAAUUUGGUUGAAAAAUGACCAACCCAUCGAUUUUGAAGGCGAACCGAGAUUUGUAAAAUCAUCCGAUUAUUCUUUAACAAUAACGAAAACGCACGAAUUAGAUUCUGGUACAUACACAUGUUUAGCAAGAACUGAGCUAGAUGAAGCAUCAGCAAAGGCUCAACUAACUGUUCAGGAUGUUCCAAACACACCACAAAUGCUAGGUGUUGAAUGUCAUAGCAAAGACGCCACUAUAAGCUGGAAUCCUAUGGGUGACAAUCGUGCUCCCAUUUCAUAUUAUAUUUUACAAUAUAAUACCAGUUUUAUUCCAGAAGAAUGGAAAUUUUUCAGCCAGGUUCCUUCUGCUGAUACAACAUAUAAUGUUCCUUUGAAACCAUGGGCCAACUACACUUUUAGAGUUAUAGCUGUCAAUAAAAUUGGUCAGUCAAAACCAUCGAUGCAUUCUGACGUUUGCACAACACCUCCCGAGGUGCCUCACAAAAAUCCGGAAAAUGUGAACGGAGAAGGAGAUAGACCUGAUAAUUUGGUAAUAAGUUGGACCCCAAUGCCCCAAAUAGAACAUGGCGCACCUGGUUUCAAAUAUCGUGUAGGUUACAAAAGAGCUAUCGACGGUGUUAAUUAUGAGUAUGUUGAAAUUAACGAUUACAAACAAAGUAAAUAUGUUGUUCCCAACCAACCUUCCUAUCAGCAAUAUAAGAUAGUAGUCCACGCGGUAAACGAAUUGGGAGAAGCAAAUGUCGCUCCACAAGAAGUAAUUGGUUAUUCUGGAGAAAGUGAACCCGAAAAAGCUCCCACCAAUUUUACAUUAUUGGCUGUUCAAGGACCAACAAUGGCAUUAUUAAGCUGGGAUCCUGUACCUCUCGAAUCUGUGAAGGGUAACUUUCAAGGUUACAAAAUAAAAACUUGGAGUGAUACAUCGAGCAUAACCAAAGAAAUUCAGGUGCAAGGAGGAAGUUCUAAAGCUUUGGUUUCCAAUUUUGAUCCGUAUACCAAAAAUUAUGCUGUAGUAUAUGUAUAUAAUAAAAAAUAUAAUGGACCUCCCAGUGAAACAUUGUCAUUUGAUACCCCAGAAGGAAAGCCAGGUGAAAUGCAAGAUUUGGAGGCAUAUCCUCUAGGAUCAACAGGAUUCAUGCUGAAAUGGGAGAAGCCUGAUAAACCUAAUGGAAUAUUGACUGGUUAUAAUAUUUAUUGGUCUAAAGUUGAUCCUUUCAUGAAAGUUGAUGAACCAAAUCCCAGAAAACCGCAGAUAACUGAUCCGAACAUUAAGCGAGCCAAAUUGGGGAAUCUUUUACCUGAAACGAAAUAUCGGUUGUACAUAGCAGCAACUACAAGAGCUGGAGAAUCAAAGAGAUAUUUUAUUGAAAGGACAACAAAACCUGCUGGUGCAAUAAAACCGUCCAAACCAGACUUUGAUUGGGAAAUCAUUAAGCCUGGUCCACCUGCCACUGUAAGAAUUCACUGGCUGCCUGCUGAAGAUGGAAAAGGCGGUACAAGUUUCUUUGUAAAAUAUCGAAAAUCAGGGGAAGCCAGUUGGGAACAAUCACGUUUAGAAGAAAAUGAAAAUUGGAUAGAUAUUGCUGGUCUAGACGACUCUACUGUUUACGAGUUUGUAGUUACAGCUUUUGACGGCCAAUCUUCAGCACAAAUGACUGACAGUGAUGUUAAAGAAAUUAGCACAAAUGAUGUCGACGGUCCAAUAAUUAGAGCUAAAGAAAAUGUUGCUACAGCUGGUUGGUUCAUAGGAAUGAUGCUGGCCAUUGCUUUCUUACUAUUAGUACUUAUUAUUGUUUGUAUAAUAAAAAGAAACCGUGGAGGCAAGUAUGCAGUUCAUGAAAGAGAGCAAGCUAAUGGAAGACAUGAUUAUCCAGAUGAAGGAGGAUUCCAUGAGUAUUCACAACCAUUAGACAACAAAUCUCAUGGCCGCGCUUCAAUGAGUAGUGAUCCUAAAGUAGGUCCAGAAAGUGAUACAGAUUCUAUGGCUGAGUAUGGAGAUGGUGACACGGGUCGCUUCACAGAGGACGGGUCCUUCAUCGGGCAAUAUGUGCCUAGUAACAUGAAGCAGUUAGGUCUUUCUGCGGCCAUGCAGGGAACAAACAAUAAUGCAAUGGGCACUUAUGUUUAGAUAAUAUCGUGAUUGUGGAAUAGCUUUAUGUGUCGUAUCUCAAAUGAAAUUUUCUUGAUUAUCCAAUGAAUGCCAAUAGAAUGUGUUCUUUUCGCAAAGACCGUGAUUGUUUUACAUUCAUUUCGUCCAUAUCAAUAAUUUCUAGUUAUCAUAAUCAAAAUAACUAAAUAAUAAUGUAGUAGUGUAAGAGAAUUUUUGUUAAAUAAUUAAUGAAUCGAAGACACUUUUGUAGUGUUGCGUAGAAACUGAUUUAUUUUUAAAUUUUGUAUUUUUGCUCAGCUCUCUGUAGCAACAUUAAGUACUCAAUCGAAUCUCAUUAUAUUGGUGCAAAUUCUUCUCUAUAUUACUCAAAAAUGCGUUUAUAUUUAAAAAUUUUUCAUUGAAAUCUUCUCUUGGUACAAUCUGAUCAAGAUAAUAUAAUUGAAGAUAAUCAUAUUAUAAUCAAUAAUAAUCCAUAACAUCAUAUUUUAAUGCCUAUUCGGAUUUUAUCGAGCCAAGUUUGAUAAUUAUCUCCUUUUUUGAAGUUAUUACCAUUUAAAGUGUUGAUAAGAAGAAGAAGAAAUUCUUUUUUUAAUCAUUUACUGACACUGCCUUAUUUAUCAAAUUUAUUUAGAGGUUAACUGUUUUCGAAAUUUUAUUAACUGACUAGAUUUUUUAUUUAAAGUGAGAACAAUUGAGUUUUAGAGCAAUUCACUCCGUGAACUUACUACACAAGAGUACAGAGCUCUUUUAAAUAUUUAGUACUCUUAUAAAACAGAUAAAUAGUUGAUGGUUUAUAAUAAAAGCUAGAAUGAAUUGCUCAAAGACAUAUUGUUGAAAAAUUGCCAUUUAUUGGACGUGAUUUAUCUCACUUUUUUCAGUUAAUCUUGACUCUUCAUCAGGGUAUUUUUAAAUAAAAUGUUUCUGUAGAAACAGUUUAACACACCAUAGCCCAUCUUGUUUUUGUUUUCAAAUUCUAAUUAUUCAAGACAGUUUAGAAGUAAAGUAAAGCUGAUUAAGCAAUAUUUAAUGCGAUUCUGAUACCGGAAAGAAAGUACACUAAAUACUCACAUUUUUCAAAUUUCAAACAAAAAUAUUAUAUUCUCUUGGUUUCCUUUCAAAAACGAUUUUAUUAAUCAAAUUUGAGAAAGAAGUAUGAAUUUGAUUGUUCCUAUCUUUACUUUAUGGAAAGUACCCCCUCACUCUGACUUUGUUGUAAACUGGUUUUUAUAGAAUAAAUAUUCGUUAUAAUUACUAGUUCAAUAAAGAAAUCAGUUUCGUUAUGUCUAAAUAAACUUCUUGUUGAUUUGCUCUGGUUAAUUUGGCUGUACUUGUACUUCUUAACUGUUAUUUAAUUGUAACUAACUUUAAGUAUUGUUUUUUAAUAUUUAAUAAUUUUAGUACAGGAUAAUAUUUCACAAAAUAAAAUAUAUUCUUCCAAACUUUCUAUUUGGAAUAAGCUUGAUGCUUCCUGCUCUUCUAACCUACACUUUUUUGCUAUUUUCUGAUAUAUUAUCUGAACUGUACGCUGGUACAUUUCUCAACAGGGUUUUUGAUUAUUGUUAGGCUGAUCUGACAUUUGUUAAGACGAGCAAUUUAUUCGUAUGGUGUGUGUUUUAACUGGUGAAUUCGUGCUUAGUGUUAUGACUAAAUAAUUACAGUGGCGAUAUUAAAUAUGUAUUUUACAUUAUAAUCGAAUAUAUAUAUAUAUAUAUAUAUAUAUAUAUAUAUAUAUAUAUAUAUAUAUAUGCAUCUAAAUGUUCUUGAUUUUAGGUCUCUUCUGUUUUAAAAUUAGUUUUUUCAAUAAUUUUUGGGCGAUAAAAUUUGACGUUGCAACAUAUCUUUGUCUUUAUCAUAUUGACACUGAUAAUUUGCGUAUUUAUAUUAAACAAUUGUCAGUGUCAAUAUCAUAUUUUGAUAAAGACUUAAGGAAAUGUCGAAACGUCAAAUUUUAUUAUAUAUAAUCAAGAAUAUUUAGAAACAUAAAUGUAUAUAUAUUUAUAUGAAUUGUUAAGAAGUCUUUGCCAGCUAUAUUAUGAGCGGUUUUUUAUUGGGAACGUGGCAAGGAAACACCAAAGUGGACUAACUUCAAUAUAUUUUCCGAACUUGAAUGUUUGGUAUUUUAUUGUCACAACCUGACAACAAUCACAUUUAUCAUCAAGUUGGCAACGACUCUUCUCAAAACAUUCAGUUCAAAGUUGAAAGACAUGAUAACUGCUGAUGUAAUUAAUUGAGUUGUAGAACUAGAUUCUCCAGUAGUUUGGUGUAUAUUUCUUGAAAUAUUUAGCAAAAGUCUGAUUAGUCCUUAUUGAAGAUCCUGUACAUAUAUAAAUAUAUAUCAUAAUAUGUAAGUAUGUAUGUGAGAAUGGGGAAGUUGACUAAAGAUUUAUUAAUCUUGACUAUUUUGCCAAUGCCUUAUGGCAGUCUCUGCUAUCAAUUUUAACUAUUCUAGCUUUACAUUUCAUAAUAAAAUAGAUUCUAGAAAUAAAAGUAUAAUCUAAGGAACUCCUGGUUUGUGAACUAAAUGUCUUUCAGAUCAACUUGAAGAAUAAUUUAUGGUAUGCAGUGGCAGCUGUAUCUCUGCUAUAAUGGCAGCCUAAUUCCCAAUACUGGCCAGUAUUAUUGAGCUUUCGUAUUAACUUUUAUAUAAUAUUGUCUUAGAGCACAUGAGUGAAAAUUUUUAUAGCAAUAAGUAACUAGUAUGCAGCUAAACUCAUGUACUAAUUAUUAUACCAAAGUGUUCCUUUCGAAUUAACUUAUUUUGAUUCAAAUAAGUUUUCAGUUCAUUGCUAUUUUUUUACUUAAAAUAUCAUUUUUGAGACUGAAUUUUAUAAAGUAAUGAUUUGUGGAGCUAGAAUUGGCAAUAAUAGAUCUAUAAGGAGUAUAGUAAAAUAAUUUGUCUUUAUUUCAAAUAAUUCAAUUGUUUUAUUCUUUUGUUAUUGAUAAAAUGUCAAUUACAAACAAAAUUCGUAAGAUAUGGUUGUGAAUAUGAACUUUUAGAACUCGAUUUUGAAUAUUUUGAAAUGAGACAAAUUGUACCAGUUGUGUCACUGUGCACUGAAAAUUGCAAAAAAAAUUUCCACACUUCUAUUAAUAAAUAGCUAAAUUACUAUUUGGAACAAGUAAAAAUACAAAAAUGUCAAAAGAAAUAUUAAUAAUUUUAUUUGGAUGUGUGACAGAUUUAAUAAUUAUGCGUGUCAAAACAAGUUUUUGAACAAUUGACACAUCGUAAAUUAGUAUCGUCUAUAAAAUAUACCGAAAACCUUACUAUUUUAAAAACUGUGUGGACAAUGCUUACACUUAAUUCACAUUGAAUCAAUGUUACCUCCCAUGUCUUGCCCUGUUUUUAUAGACAAUUUUUACAGGCUGUUACUUUUUAUUUUCAGAAAUUGUUAGUUAUUUUCAUUCAGAUUUCGUAAAAAAAAUAUUGUUUGUCUUAUUUACCAUUUACCAGUUUCCCUUUCUUAAAGUGGUAAAUUUUAUUCUCGAAAUCAAUCUUUGAAACUCGAAUUCAACUCUCCACCAAAGAUUACUGCAAUAUCUCUACUGUCAUUUUAUCUUAAUACUAUAGUGUACUAGUGUUGCAAUUGGUCGUUUGAAUGUGCAGACUAACAGAAAGGCGGUGCUAAAAAUGUUGUUAUUAUUUCGGUAGCAUAUUUAUUGCUGUUAUGUUUAACAUCCUAUGUCACAAACGUAACUUGGUGCACAAAGCAAAUGCAGUCAUAUAUAUUUCACUAUAACAUAUUUAGAUUUUCUAUACUCUUUACAUGUUUGGUAAUGGAACUUUUAUUCUAAGGCAUUCCCACAGUGAAGUGCUUUUCAUGAGAAUUAUAAUGUCUCUCAUUGAUGCUUGAUACAUUCCAUUUAGGUACUUUCUUCUCAUUGUUUUCUAUAAUCUAGCCAUCCAAAUUGAUUAUGCAUCUUGAUUUUUUGGUGUACAGAAUAUUUCCUGAGGAUUUAGUUUAUAGAAUUCAGUUUACUUUUACUCUAGGUAUGGGGUACUAUUACCAAAACAAAUAUUUAGCCAAAGUGCUUAUAUUCCAGUGAUUGUCUAAUGCGUUUCCAACUUGAUGCACAUAAGAUUACGUUUGCUAUAUGCCGGAUGAUAAGAGCUUUCGUAAGAAUGAUUUAACUUGGGCCAACUUUACUGGUUAAUUUUUAUUUUAAAUUCUUAUAUUCUUAGAACUGCUUUCCGUAUGUGUGAGGUAUAAGGAAAUAUUUUCUAAGCACUAUAUACGAUUUUUUAUAUGUAUGUAUUUGCGAAAUUGCAGAACUAUUGCUUUGCACUAUUGUUGGUUAGGUAAUAUAUUUUAAUAUAUUUGAAAUUAUUACUAUAUAUUAUUAUAACUGCGUUACUAGUUAUUUGCGAAAAUUAAUUAUAUUUUUUGUACAAAUAAAGUUACUAGAACUGUAUCAAACAGCUGAAAGUUGUAUGUAUGUAUAUAUAUAUAGCGUGUUUCUAAAGGUCUCUAAAAUUUAUCCUGGAUUUUGAUAUAAAAUAUAGUAUCAAUUGGUUUUUAUUAAAUAAAAUACUCAGAGUGGAAUAUUGGUGCGUAGAGAAUGACCUAAAUAAUUGAAUCAAUAUUCGGUUGGUACUUUUAGUCAUUUUGUAAAUUGUAAUUUGAAAACUAAAUGAAGAAAGUUGAAUAUCCGUGAAAGUUAAUUAAAAAUGUUGUAAAAUUGAUUAUCUCUCUAUAACAAAAAAUGAUACUAUGAUAUCUAUGUCCCCAUCUCUUUCUUUCUCUAAAUACUUUUUCACUACUUGUUUUUCUAGUCAAAAGACCCAUUUAUAUGAAAAAAUCCACCCUCAUUAGAAAAUACGAAGUUGUAAUCUGGCCUUAAUGUGUGGGUAAGGGAAAAUAUAUUUUUAUAGAUUAAAUAAAGACUUUUGGAAACACAUCUGUAUAUUGUAAUUAUAUUUUUUUAUUUUUUUUUGCUUUAUAGUAUAACAUUUAGGAUUUUUGUUUACCAAGGUAUAAAGUAUAGUGAUUUAGGAAACUUUUUUUCUCACCAUAUUAAUGUAUAUGGUUAAUGUUUAGUUGUAGAUUUUUUAUACAAAAACUUAUUUAAAAAGUAAUGAAAUUGUCAUAUUUUUUGCACAAUAAAAUAUUAUUAUUAAA
Messenger RNA from Diorhabda sublineata, 9212 nucleotides. RefSeq names its product neuroglian. The transcript is spliced from 11 exons. Gene Ontology annotation, molecular function: cell-cell adhesion mediator activity. Gene Ontology annotation, biological process: cell-cell adhesion; brain development. The record is from RefSeq and is a predicted model, not a curated record. NCBI's taxonomy places the organism in Eukaryota, Metazoa, Arthropoda, Insecta, Coleoptera, Chrysomelidae. The coding region runs from base 343 to 4113 and encodes 1256 amino acids.